GAGAGGCAGGCGAGCAGAGGGGCUAGUUAGUUUGUGGGCUUGUAACAAACCUCCUGCUCACACUAGGAGUCUCUGGUAGUCUUUCAGUCACUCUGUCUCAGUCGCUAAGUCUUCUUCUCCUCCCCCCCUCUGCCGUUCCCCCUCUCUCUCUUGCUCUCAUCUUUUGUUUCUUUCUGGUGCUCUUCUUUAUUUUCGCCUGUUGCUUCUGCUGCCACUGCCGCUUCCACAAACUUAGUCUUGAGAGAAAGUGCUGGGUGAUGGACUGCUGAACGGCUUGUACGUUGAUACAAAGUGAGCUGUGAGCCGAGUAAUCGAGCGGACCGCCAGACAUGGGGAAGCAGAACAGCAAGCUCCGUCCUGAGGUGAUGCAGGACCUCCUGGAGAGCACUGACUUCACCGAGCACGAGAUCCAGGAGUGGUACAAGGGCUUCCUGAGGGACUGUCCCAGUGGGAAUCUCUCCAUGGAGGAGUUCAAGAAGAUCUACGGUAACUUCUUCCCCUACGGAGACGCUUCCAAGUUCGCCGAGCAUGUCUUUCGCACAUUCGAUGCUAACGGCGACGGGACAAUAGACUUUCGGGAGUUUAUCAUCGCACUGAGUGUGACAUCACGUGGCAAGCUGGAGCAGAAGUUGAAAUGGGCUUUCAGUAUGUACGACCUGGAUGGAAAUGGGUACAUCAGUAAAUCUGAGAUGCUGGAGAUUGUUCAGGCAAUCUAUAAGAUGGUGUCCUCUGUGAUGAAGAUGCCUGAGGACGAGUCGACGCCUGAGAAGAGGACAGAGAAGAUCUUCAGGCAGAUGGACACCAACAGAGACGGUAAGCUGUCUCUGGAGGAGUUCAUUAAAGGAGCCAAGAGCGACCCCUCCAUCGUCCGCCUGUUGCAGUGUGACCCCAGCAGCGCCGGACAGUUCUAAACCCGAGGCAUCAACACAACCUUGCUUCUUCGGGGGACUCCAAAUGCCCUUAACUCUCCACUAUGGAGCGGACUGACGAUGAAGAAUGACAAGCUGAUGACAACGAUGAAGAAUGACAGGCCUUCAACAUGCACUGAGGACAUCAAAGAUGAGCACAGGAGCCAAAUUAUCUCCCCACCCCCCUUGAGCUGUUUCUCUAAAACCCUCCGAACCCCAACAAAGACUCAAACUGAAAACGUUCCCGAACCCUCAUCCGGUCCACCCCCCACCCCAUUGUAGUUGACCAGGAUCCCUCAGUUCUCCUAUAGGCACGUCAGUGUAUAAGGCAGGCCUAGAGUAGGUUGUAUAUAAACAGUAUAAACUGGAGUCUCUGUAUCAGUGUCUUUGUUUGGCUCUCUGUGCCCAUCGAGGCUCCAGCCAGGAGACACAGAGCCUCCGUCACUCUAAUGUGUAUCAUACUGUGGACAGAGUGUGUGCAUGAGACAACAGGAGAGAGAGAGAGAGAGAGAGAGAGAGACAUGAUGGUGUUGAAUAACAGGACAUACUGUAGGUGAGACUAUUUAAUCUGCAGAGAAGACUUGUCCUUCACUCAGAGCGAGUACUGCUUUUAGUUUCCUCUUUUCUACUGUGAGAAUGUGUACGUGUGUUGUGUGUUUUGCAAGAAACUUGAUAGACCUCGUUUCAUAUUUUGUGCUGGGACAAAAUGACAUGUCAUUUUAUGCUGCUAUGCAUAUGUGCCCUAAUCAGUAGUUGGAUUUUGUGAAGUCUCAGUGAUGUAAUGAAGAAUGAAACCCAUCCCUUCAUCCACCACCUGUUCCAGUGGUUUUUCAUAUCGGUAAGAAUUUGACAGACAUUUUGGAGUGGCAGUGUAUUACUGCGCUCUAGCUUAAGGAAAAAUAGAAAACUAGUCUUUUAAAGUAUUUGAGUACAGUGUAGAUAUAUAAAAGUGCACCUAAAUUUGUAAAGCAAAUUCCGGUAAUUCCGAUUGCUCAGUUCAUAACAAAUGUGAAAUAAUAAUAAUAAUAAUAACAAAAAAAAAAUGUUUAUUGAAGCUAUUGGGGGGAUGUCGAGCAUGCAAACCAGUUUCUUUCUCAGACAUUUUACAAUGUGAAGAAGAGAGACACACUUCUUCGCGUUCACUUUUAGAUGUUUUUAAAUGCUGCAUGUUGAACGGUUGGGUGCAGGGGUGCAUAGACUAAAUAACACGUAUGCAUGUGACUUAUGUGUUUUACGUCAUGUUUAUUGGAUAUCAGUGGCCCAAUGGCCGGUUGCCCAUCCAGCUCUGAGCUCGCUUCUGUAUGUAGGUGUUGUCACGGUUAGUGCUCCCAGUAGUCGGUGUUAUUGACAGUGUGGGGACUGCCAAAGCUGACACAUGGAACGGUUUGCGUGGAUAACUUCAUGGAGGAAAACGCCACCACACACAACAGUCUAUACAUAUAAAGACACACUGUUUAAUGGGGACGCUGAGUAGUCAGAGCUGAGAGCCUUUUUUUUCCAUUUCAGUUGAGUUCAAUGAUUAAAUUGCCAUCCAAUUGUAUCUGUAACCGGGCCAAACACAGAGAGGACUGGAUUCUUUAGCAACAGUCCCAAUUGUACACUUUCAGUCAACUAGCAUAUACACAGUUUACAGUAUAACGUAAAAUGAGUGAGUAUGAGUGCACAUAUCAGUAUGAGUGCUGGCGUCCCACUGAUAAGAACACUCGCAUUACAUUCAAACGGAAGGAUUUGAUUAACAUUUCUGUCUCACCACCUUUCCCUCUUUCUUUCCUUCGCUUUGCUGUCAAAGAAAAGAGAAGGGGAAACAAAGCUCUCACUGAGGUUUUUUUAAGAAGGUUUAACAAGUUCAGGACCAGUGUGACCCUCCCCCGAAUGUACCUGAGCCCCCUCCAGGCCAGAGCGAAGACGUUUCAGUUUCCAAUUAGAAAAGCUGUGUUUUACUCAAUAACUGCUGUUUUUUUUGUUUUUUUGUGAAAAAGAAUGAAAGAUGCAGACAAACAAAACCGAGAAUCACAACUACUACUGCAAUGAUACUGUCACCAUCUGUUGCUUUUAUUGUAUUUUUUUAUGAUUUUCUUUUUUUUUUUUUUUAAGCUACGUCAGGUGUAACAUUUCUGUUAAAAUACAAAAUAGCAUCUUGUGGUCAAGUGCCAAAUAAAAACAAAGCAGUAUUGUAUAAAUUUAUACUGUACAAUUGUUAUCUGUUGAACAAAACGUUUGUAAUUGUUGCAUUUUGUAGGUUUUGUAUGGUAUCCUGUAUUUAGUGACUGCAGUUUUGGAACACAGGAUUCUGUUUUUUGGUCAACUUUAAAAGGCAAGAAUUAAAUUUACAGUGUAUUGUGUUCAAGCAUUAA
This is a messenger RNA of Perca fluviatilis (European perch), 3262 nucleotides long. Its product is annotated as neurocalcin-delta A. The record is from RefSeq and is a predicted model, not a curated record. Bases 330 to 911 code for a protein of 193 amino acids. Gene Ontology annotation, molecular function: calcium ion binding; tubulin binding; actin binding. NCBI's taxonomy places the organism in Eukaryota, Metazoa, Chordata, Actinopteri, Perciformes, Percidae. The transcript is spliced from 5 exons. Gene Ontology annotation, cellular component: cytosol. Gene Ontology annotation, biological process: calcium-mediated signaling.